Messenger RNA from Calliphora vicina (urban bluebottle blowfly), 2556 nucleotides. It is a transcript of the gene Pbp95, whose product is annotated as proximal sequence element A Pbp95. The coding region runs from base 62 to 2338 and encodes 758 amino acids. The transcript is spliced from 4 exons. Gene Ontology annotation, molecular function: RNA polymerase III type 3 promoter sequence-specific DNA binding; RNA polymerase II cis-regulatory region sequence-specific DNA binding. Gene Ontology annotation, biological process: snRNA transcription by RNA polymerase II; snRNA transcription by RNA polymerase III. Gene Ontology annotation, cellular component: snRNA-activating protein complex. Lineage: Eukaryota; Metazoa; Arthropoda; Insecta; Diptera; Calliphoridae. The record is from RefSeq and is a predicted model, not a curated record.
UGUAUUUAUUCCUUUAAAACUCGAUGGAUAUAUUUUUUCAAAGAAGUUUUUAUUUCUAAUAAUGGCGACAAAUACUAAUGAAGAAAUGAAAACAAAAUUGGAAAAAGCAUUAAUCCUGAAUCGACAAAUGCAAGGAGAACUACUAAUCAUGCGAGGAAAGCUAGAGAAGCUAUUGUCAAAUGUCAAAGACACCUAUAAAAUUAAUGAUAUAUUACUGAAGGAAGGCAUUGUUAGACGACGAAAAAAGGGAAUUGGAAUAAAAGGAGCAUAUUUGAGAGGUGGAACGUUCUACUUAAAGGGAAAUAUGUUUUUCAAAGAUAUAAAUUGUCGUAAUUGUCCAAAUAAUCGAGAUUAUGAAACAAGAAAAUUGGAAAACGAAAUGUUUCCAAUGGAUUUGAACUUAAAAUCGAGACAUGUUUGGUCUACUGCUGAUAAGCAAGGUGUUAUAUUGGGUAUUAAGGAACAGAUAAUCGAUUACUUGUCAAAAUCACCUAAGCGCCGUGGUGAGGAAAAUAAAGAAGUAGAUAGUGAGAAGUUGGCAAAACUUUUAAACAUGGUUCCGAAAGAUUUUCGCAUCGAUUGGGUUAAUUUAUCAAGUUAUAAUGUGCAGCAUCGUCAUUCGCCCAAAACAUGUGAGGCUAUUUGGAAUUUAUUUUUACAUCCGUCUUUAAAGCGAACUGUCUGGUCGAUAAAAGAAAAUCAUAAGCUUUUGGAAGCCGCCAAAAAAUAUAGUUUUCAAAAUUGGCAAGCUAUAGCCAAUGAUGUAGGACAAAGAUCAGAUUUUCAGUGUUUUGUUCAAUAUAAAAAUUACGUCUGUCACAUGUUGCCCGAAUCUACAACAAAAUGGUCUAAAGAUGAUGACAAACGACUGCUGGAAGUAAUAGCCAAAAAUAAUGUAAAUGGGAUUAUUAAUUGGAGCAAUGUAAAUGCGUACUUUCCACAUAAAGCCAAAAACACGUUGCAUACUCGCUAUAAUCACACGCUUAAUCCGGACGUUCAUGUUGGUGUCCCUUUUACUCCAGAAGAAGACCUGCUUUUAAUAGCAGCUGUAAAAGAAUAUGGUACAAAAUUCAACUGCAUACCGCGUACCCUAUUCCCAAAUCGAUCGCUGAUACAAUUACGUACUCAUUAUAAUAACGUUCUAUCUAAACGUCAUAACCGACUUCCAUGGUCUUUAGAGGAUGACAUUAAGUUAAUGGAUCUUGUGACAGUAAAUGGUACUAAAUCCUGGCUGGUAUGUGAAAAAUCGUUUAAUGGAAAACAUUCACGCAUAAGUUGUCGCACACGAUUUUUAACUAUAAAAAAGUAUUUGGAAAAGAAUCCUGAUGCAGGCAUUGAUGACAUUCCUAGAAAACAGAUAAAAUCAAGAUGCGCUAUCAACAUCGAAAAUUGGAAAGAAAAAGUUGAGGAACUGUCUGCAAAUCCAGACGGUGUAAAAUUGAAAAAGGAAAAAUUUCAAAAACAAAAAAACGAUAAACUUCAAAACAAAAAACAUGAAAAAGUAAGAAAACCAAAACAGAAUGCAAUUAAAAAAACAAAAAAAGAAAAGCUUAAGACCGCUGUUAAAGAAGAAAUCGAACCGAUUGAGGCAAUACUACCUAAUGAAGAGAAAAUUCAACCAGUUGAAGAAAAAUUACAACAAAUUUCUGAAAACAUACAAUCAAUUACAGAAAAUCUACAAAUUAUAAAAAAUGAGGAAAAACGAAUUAGAAAGUCCCAAGCAAUACAGAAGAAAAUAAUUGAAAAGCCCUACAUACCGCGAUUACGAAUGAAUGGUAUAAGAAAUUAUAAUUUUUUUAAAUAUGCCUACAAUUUUAAUAUGAAACAACACCCCUGCGAUAACAUAUUAAUAAACAACGAGGAUUUUACUAUUGCAAUGUCAGCUUUGAAUCCCCAAAUACCAUUAUCAAUAGAUAAUUAUAAAUUUGAUACCAGUAUACCAGAGAAUGUUAAACUAAAUAUAAGAAAUAAUCCACCACAACUAUCAAUUUAUGAAAAACUUCAACGUUUGCCUCCAAAUUGGUCUACAGCCAUGGGAUUUCGGGCACUAUGUAUACACACAGCAACUAAUUCGACUACCCAACCAUCUGAGCAUUUUGUGGACAACACAAACGAUUCAAUAACAAAUUUUCGAGAACGUUUACGUUCAGUUUUCUACUCAACAGCGCUGCUAAGUCGUUUAAACCCUGACAUGGUGGGUAUUAAAAUGGCUGAAACCCCAAAACCAAAAGUGGUCAAACGUAAACGAUCUUAUAGCAAUAAAGUUAAUGAAAAAAAUACAAAUAAAAAAAAAUGUAUUGAAAUUAUAGAAAAUAUAAAAACUGAAUUUGAAACGUAAAUAAAUUAAACUAGAAUUCGUUAGAUGAAUUAUUAAAUUAUAAAUAAUGUCAAAGCUAUAAAAUGCAAAUACCAAUAAUGUAAUUUUUAAUUACUUUAAAUCAUCAUUUUGUAAAUUAAAUCAUUAAGUCAUCACUUUGUAAAUUUUUUAGAACUUUGAAUAAACAAAAACGUACAAUUAAAAAAAACAAAAAAAAAAUAAUCUUUAAAAAUAUCAAA